Messenger RNA from Cottoperca gobio, 1921 nucleotides. RefSeq names its product alpha-(1,3)-fucosyltransferase 4-like. The transcript has a single exon. Lineage: Eukaryota; Metazoa; Chordata; Actinopteri; Perciformes; Bovichtidae. Gene Ontology annotation, molecular function: alpha-(1->3)-fucosyltransferase activity. Gene Ontology annotation, cellular component: membrane. The record is from RefSeq and is a predicted model, not a curated record. Bases 354 to 1532 code for a protein of 392 amino acids.
CCCAGACCGGCGCUGCCACGUCCAAAUGUUUCAGCAAACAACACUGGUGCAAGUGUUUUACUCUGUUUUGACCAUUAAGGAGGGCAGGUAAGGAAGUAAGGAAAGGAAAGUAACAAUGCAAGGAGAAGUUUUUCGUAAGCGAGUCGUGGCUCAGUAACAGUCUGACCUCAUUUUAAUUGCAUUCCUUAUCUCACCUGAAGAUAAUGGCGCUUAUAGGACAAUGACGAGUCCGCAAUCUGACUACAUUUCUUGAAAAGGGUGCAGUAGGCUACUACUUUCUGGACAAAGGGGACAUACUGAUUCUGUGGGAGGUUUUUCGGACUUUAAUGGAAACUGCGGGUUGAAGGGAGUCGAUGGGAGUGGGGGCUCACUGGAGAGCAGCGGGCCGAUCCAAAAUCACAGCUCACCGGGCAGACAGGCGCUCAGGUUUGUCCCAGCAGCAGAAAUGUUAUGAACUUGUUCUCAAAAGCACCUGCUCCUCUGUGUGCGUGGUCACUGUCAGUUUCCUGCUCUUCCUGGGAGUCUGCCUGCUCUACUUACCGGACCCGUUCACACCGGAACCGUUUGUCUACGAGCAGAACCGCGAGGUGACGCUCCUGAUAUGGACUCAUCCGUUCGGUCGGUACCGCAAACUUCCGGACUGCUUUGCGCUCUAUCAGAUCGACGGGUGCUCGCUCACCGACGACGAGCGGGCGUACCCGCAGGCCGACGCUGUGAUCGUUCACCACCGAGACGUUGUCACCGGCAUCGCUGACCUGCCACUGGAACCGCGGCCACGUGCACAAAAGUGGAUAUGGAUGAACUAUGAGUCCCCCGCGCACACACGAAGACUGUGGGGCUUUGAGGGUGUUUAUAACCUCACAAUGACCUAUCGGACAGACUCAGAUAUUUUUCUGCCGUACGGGUAUUUGCUCCCCCGUGAACGAAGUGCCAAGGAUCUCCAGAACCGGUUUGCUCAACCGCUGCGCGCACCCUCGCGCUCACACAUCCUCCGGCCCCGCCUCCUGGCCUGGGUCAUCAGCAACUGGUCGGAGUCACACGCGCGCGUGACCUUCUACCACCAGCUCCGCCGGUACAUCCAGGUGGAUGUGUUCGGGCGCGCGGGCCGGCCGUUGCCGGAGGACAGCGGCGGCAGCAGCGUGGUGCGGCUGGUCGGACGGUACCAGUUCUACCUGGCGCUGGAGAACUCUCAGCACACCGACUACAUCACGGAAAAGCUGUGGAACGCCGUGCGGGCCGGUGCCGUCCCGGUGGUGCUGGGUCCGUCCCGGCAGAACUAUGAGCGCUUCCUGCCCCCCGAGGCCUUCAUCCACGUGGACGACUUCCCCACCGUGCGAGUGCUGGCCCAGUACCUGCUGAUGCUGAGGCGCAACCCGGCCCGGCUGAGGCGGCACCUGGACUGGAGAGGGAGCUACAGCAUGCACCAGCCCGCCUUCUGGGCUGAACACUACUGUACGGCCUGCAGGGCGGUGAGGAGGACUAGAGGCAGGACAGAUGCUGUCAAAGACUUGACACGAUGGUUCCACUCGUGACAAUCCGCUCACGCGCGUGCUGAGAGACUCUCUGUGACAGUGGGACUCACUGCCCACCAGCAGUUUUUAAAGUUUACAACAUAAACCAGCAACUAUGAUUGUUUGGGAGACCUUUAAUUUAAUUUAAUUUAAUUUAUAUGACUUCAAUUCAGUUAUGUGGCAAUUAUGAAGGGGUUAUUAAUGAGGUUGUAAUGUUUGAGUGAUUUGGUUUGUGUGUUGUCCUGUUUCACAUCCACAGAGUAAAGUUAGUUGCAUAGUACUUUAUCUCAUCCUGGCUGAUUGUGGCCCAACAAUGGUUUGAACCAUACUGGUGUUUUUGCAUACUGUAUCCCAAUUACAAACUUUUCAUUUACUGUACACUCCAGUUAACUUUUAGAUUGUUUUGUGUA